This is a messenger RNA of Aplysia californica (California sea hare), 1290 nucleotides long. RefSeq names its product iron-sulfur cluster assembly scaffold protein IscU. Gene Ontology annotation, molecular function: 2 iron, 2 sulfur cluster binding; ferrous iron binding. Gene Ontology annotation, cellular component: cytoplasm; mitochondrial matrix. Bases 94 to 588 code for a protein of 164 amino acids. Gene Ontology annotation, biological process: intracellular iron ion homeostasis; iron-sulfur cluster assembly. Lineage: Eukaryota; Metazoa; Mollusca; Gastropoda; Aplysiida; Aplysiidae. The record is from RefSeq and is a predicted model, not a curated record. The transcript is spliced from 5 exons.
GUUGCACAACAAACAGAAAGUAGGCCUGCCUUGCCUAGAACAGAGCACCUUCACCUCACUCCUCACUCAUUCAAGCUCUCAAUAACAUUCAACAUGGCGCUUCACAGACUUUCGAGUGCGCUGAUUCGUAACGUUCCCCGCAUCGAAGCCAGUGUGGUAGCCCCAGCUGCUGGAUAUCAUAAAAAUGUGAUUGACCAUUAUGAAAACCCGAGAAACGUUGGGUCCUUAGACAAAGAGGACAAAAAAGUUGGCACAGGACUGGUGGGGGCCCCUGCGUGUGGAGAUGUGAUGAAGUUGCAGAUCAAGGUUGAUGAUGAUGGGAAGAUCGUUGAUGCAAAGUUCAAGACAUUUGGUUGUGGUUCUGCCAUUGCAUCUAGUUCUCUUGCUACAGAAUGGGUGAAGGGUAAAACGAUGGACGAAGCUUUGAAAAUCAAGAAUACUGAGAUUGCUAAAGAACUUUCGCUGCCUCCUGUGAAAUUGCAUUGCUCAAUGUUGGCUGAAGAUGCUAUCAAGGCAGCCCUCCAGGACUACAAGAUUAAGAACCAGGGAACCGACCCACCUGGCGAGAAGACUGCCGUUUCUAAUUAGCUUGUGGCAAGCUCAGAUCACAACGAGAUAUUAUUUUGACUAUUAUUAUUAUUUGUUGGGUGUUAGAUUUCAUCUAUCUGAGAACUUGCCUCAUAUAUUUGAAUUGUAAAGAGAUCCACAAGUAAUUUUUAUUCAGAUGAACUGUUCCUGCACAUAUGUACUCUGGUAAGGUUUGCACAGGCCUCAAUACUAUUUCUCAAUAAAUAUCUACCCUGUGGUAGUACGUAUAGCAAGCUGUUUUUUGUUUUGGAAUGGAUUGAAAUGUGAUCUGUUGUUUCAAGUGUGUUCCUGAUCGACGUACAUUGUUGUUUGGUCUGGAGGUUGCACAAUCUGGAAUGUUGUUGGAAGCUGGAUAGGUACUUUGAUUGGAUGGGGUAGGGGAUGAACAAUUAAAAUUAUCUGUUUUGGUUGGGGGGGAGGGGGGGGUUCAAUUUAUGGUUGGUACUCCCCUUCAUGUUUGAGAAGCAUGUUAAUUUGUGGGUUGCAUUUUGCUUUUUAUCUACUCUUCUUUGUUUUGCAACGGGGAAGAUAUUUGACUCAAAAGCUAAAUGUAGGGGAUUUUUUGUCAUUGCACCUUUAAGUUGGUGAACACUUUGAACAGGGGAAAGAUAUGGUGUUUUCCAGGAAUACAUUUUGGCAGAACAUAUGGUUGUGUAAAUAAUUAUUUUUUUCUGUAAAUAAAGUUAGUUCACAAAAAAGAAA